CCCAAACGUAGCUUCCACUCAGCUUAUCACGCUUCACACGAACCUGUCGCUCGUAUUCGACUUGCACAACAUACAUCAAUAUAUAUAUCCGAAUACCAUGUAUGCUCCUCAAACAACGAACUAAUCGUCCAAAAUGUCUGCGUCCCAACCGACGUUCGUGAUCCCACACAUCCACAGUCUGCUCACCCAGUACUUCUAUAUCGUCCCGCCCGCCGUCUUAGUAUGCUACAUCCUUUACCAACGCCUCUUCCACCCUCUCGCCCGCAUCCCAGGGCCCUUCCUCGCCUCCCUAACAAACUGGUGGUACGUCCAUGCCACCCGCACCGAGACCUGGCACCGCAUCGUCGUCUCCCUACACGAGAGAUACGGUCCCAUCGUGCGCAUCGCGCCCAAUGAAGUCUCCGUCAGCACGCCCAAAGCCGUCCGCCAGAUCUACCCCGUGAGCAGCUCCGCGUUCCCCAAAUCAGAUUGGUACAGCGUUUUCCGGGGAACGAGGAAGGUGGAUCUGUUCGCGGGGCAGGAUCAGCGGGCGCAUGGACAGCACAGGAAGAUGGUAGCGAGGGCGUAUGCGAUGGACACGCUUAAGGAUUUGGAGCCGUAUGUGGAUUAUUGUCUAGGGAUGUUGGUGGAGCAGUUGGAUAGGAACGUGGGGCAGAAGGUGGAUAUGGCGAAGUGGGUGCAUUUGUUUUCAUUUGAUGUCAUUGGCGAGAUCACUUGGUCUGCGAACUUCGGCUUCCUGACUGCAGGCGUGGACGAUGGCACUUUCAACACGAUUCGUGCUAUGGGUAGGUCAGGCAGCUGGCUCGGCCACGUCCCGUACGUAUUUCGCAUGCACGAGCUCUUGAAGCCUUACAUCGGCAAUUGGCUCGGCAUUAACAACCGUCACGGUGCAAUACGGGACUUCGCGAUGCGCGAGACAGCCCGGCGAUUUGAGAACCCGGGCGGCAAGAAAGACCUCAUCAACCGCUUCUUUGAUGCCCACGAGAAGAAUCCCGAGGAGUUCACGUACACGGAUGUGAUUAGCAUGGGAACCACCCAGGUUAGUGCAGGAAGCGACACGACCGCAGUGAGCAUCCGUGCCAUCAUAUACUAUGUGCUACAGAGUCCCUCUGUCAAGGCGAAACUCAUUGCUGAGAUUGAUAAAGCGAAACGCAAGGGCGAGCUGAACAAUCCUGUAAAGCAUGAAGAGGCGGCGAAGCUGAAGUAUCUACAAGCAGUCAUUAGCGAGAGCUUAAGGGUGCACCCAGCGAUGGCGGUGAACCUCCCUCGUGUGGUUCCAAACGGAGGUGCGAAAAUCGAGGGGCAUUAUCUUCCUGGGGGAACGGUCGUGGGUAUGAGCGCCUGGGCCGUGCAUAAAGAUAAGGAAGUGUAUGGUGAAGACGCAUAUGCUUUUCGGCCUGAGAGGUGGCUAGAAAAAGACACGACCGAUAUGAAUCGGUGUCUCCUCACGUUUGGUGCAGGAUCCCGAGCAUGCUUAGGACGCAAUAUGGCCGCACAACAGAUGUCGAAAAUUAUACCAACUUUGUUCUUGAACUACGACAUGGAGCUUGCGGAUCCGGAGAAAGAUUGGAGGGUAGAGUGCUUGUUGUUUGUGGGCCAAUAUGAUAUGGACGUUACCUUUAAGCGAAGACAAGAUUACUGGUAGUGAUCUUAUGAUGUGGAAACAGUAUUUGCAGAAAGGCAACUAUUCAAGAAGACAUAUUUCGGGCCAUCGAUAUCGGCUUUGGAAAUUUGAGUUUGCGGGGCUGGCAGGUCCUGCGCAAAUAUUGUAAACCUGCAAGUAUGGAUUCAUUGGGAGGCCUGGACCACGGAGGGUCCUGCACUGAUGUGGCGUCGGCAGGCAUGAAUGGUCCUCGUGACAGAUCUAUCAAUGCUAUGAUCAGUAAACACAUUGGGCAAAAAUCAGUAGCAUCGGUUAUUGAUCGGCAG
Messenger RNA from Paraphaeosphaeria sporulosa, 1929 nucleotides. Its product is annotated as cytochrome P450. Bases 134 to 1645 code for a protein of 503 amino acids. NCBI's taxonomy places the organism in Eukaryota, Fungi, Ascomycota, Dothideomycetes, Pleosporales, Didymosphaeriaceae. Gene Ontology annotation, molecular function: monooxygenase activity; oxidoreductase activity, acting on paired donors, with incorporation or reduction of molecular oxygen; iron ion binding. The transcript has 5 exons. The record is from RefSeq and is a predicted model, not a curated record.